Molecule: messenger RNA, 1230 nt
Organism: Paramisgurnus dabryanus
Lineage: Eukaryota; Metazoa; Chordata; Actinopteri; Cypriniformes; Cobitidae
Source: RefSeq, a predicted model, not a curated record
GGUUCAAGUCGUACCUCUCAGAUAGGUCAUUUCGGGUAUCCUGGAGAGGUGACGUCUCCGAACCCCAACGUCUAGAUACCGGGGUCCCUCAAGGCUCUGUGCUUGGACCGCUGCUCUUUUCGAUGUACAUGACAUCCCUGGGCUCUGUCAUUCGGAAACAUGGCUUUUCCUACCACUGCUAUGCAGACGACACUCAACUCCACUUGUCGUUCCACCCUGAUGAUCCUACGGUUUCUGCCCGCAUCUCGGCAUGCCUGAGGGACAUCUCACUCUGGAUGAAGGAUCACCAUCUCCAGCUUAACCUUGCGAAGACAGAACUGCUUGUCAUAUCAUCUGAACCAAAGAUUCAGCACAACUUUUCCAUUCAGCUAGGUUCCUCGACCAUCACGCCUUCCAAGACGGCCAAAAACCUGGGAGUGGUCAUUGAUGAUCGGCUUAGCUUCACGGAGCAUGUUGCCAGCACCGCUCGCUCUUGUAGAUUCAUCCUCUACAAUAUUAGGAAAAUUAGACCUUUCCUAGAUGAGCAUGCUACGCAGGUCCUGGUCCAAGCUCUUGUCCUGUCCAGGCUGGACUACUGCAAUGCGCUACUGGCAGGACUUCCAGCCUGCACGACCAAACCCUUACAGAUGAUUCAGAACGCAGCGGCAAGAGUGGUCUUCAAUGAGCCAAAGAGGGCGCACGUCACUCCUCUCUUUGUCAAGUUACACUGGCUUCCUAUAGCAGCCCGCAUCAAAUUUAAGGCUCUGCUCCUGGCCUUUAAAACUACCACUGGGUCAGCACCCCCUUACCUUCGCUUGCUUAUAGAGCCUUAUGUACCCUCUCGAUCACUGCGCUCUGCCACCGAGCGACGACUUGUGGUACCAUCUCAAAAAGGGAAGAAAACACUAACGCCUACCUUCUCAGGAACUGUCCCACAACUGUGGAAUGAUCUGCCGGUCGUGACACGAUCAGCUGACACUGUAGCUGUCUUUAAGACUCGGCUAAAAACCCAUCUCUUCCACCAUUACCUAACUUCCUAAUUACAGAUUUACUAUCUUUAUUUAGUUACCCUUCUCUUCAUCUCUUUCUCUAUCUACCUUCCUCUUUAUCAAAAAAAAAAAAAAAAAACUACUAACAUACCCUUGGCUAUGUAUAUUGUGUUGGACUUGAUGAGACUAUUUCCAGUGCACUUAUGUAUUGCUGUUCUUAUGUUGCCAUAAUUGCUUCUAUUGUUUACCUCACUUGUAAGUC